Molecule: messenger RNA, 2158 nt
Organism: Phragmites australis (common reed)
Lineage: Eukaryota; Viridiplantae; Streptophyta; Magnoliopsida; Poales; Poaceae
Product: aspartyl protease family protein 2-like
Exons: 1
Coding region: 455-1906 (483 amino acids)
Biological process (GO): proteolysis
Molecular function (GO): aspartic-type endopeptidase activity
Source: RefSeq, a predicted model, not a curated record
GAAACAUUUAUUCCGCUCCGCCUCGAGGCGCGCAGCACGACACCGCUGCCCACCGAAACAUCCCCCGGAGAGGCAGCAGCCCUCCUCCUCAUCGUCUCCUGGCGCGUUAAUUAAUCAACUCCUAAUAUAAUCUCCUGUGCUAACGAUGACCCGCCUGCGGAGGUAAGUCACAAGGUGACUUUUCUCGUAAACAGUGAUUUUGUAGACAGUAGCUACAUAAAUAAUAAUCCUGUACACAAUAUUUUACAAUCAGAAAUCUCAUAUUUAUAAACAGUACAUUACUGUAGAUUGCUGUUCACUUAAACUUAAAAUACUGUUUUUGUACUGUUCACCUGAACUUAAAAUACUGUCUAUUAUGAUAAGUGAGAGGAACCGGUUCCCCUUCUUAUACACCACCAACACCCUGUGGCCAGUACACUGAGCGGACUUAGGUGCCUCCGCUCGCUUGCUAGUCAUGGCGCCUCUCGCCGCGCUGCUGCUCCUGCUCGCCGCCUCCAAUGCCGCGCUCGCCAAGGCCGUGGAGUACCACAGCCUUGCAGCCACCCCUCUCUCGCCCCAGGCGUACACUGCUUCGGCGUCCGACGCCGGCGAGGAUGUCUUUGGGGGCAGCCUUGCCGCGGCGCAGGAGGGCGCCGCCGCGUCGGCGGUGCACUUUCGCGUGCUCCACCGGGACGUGUUUGCGGUGAACGCCACCGCGGCCGAGCUGUUUGCGAACCGGCUGCGGCGGGACAAGAGGAGGGCGGCGCGGAUCUCGAAGGCUGCGGCCAACGGGACGCGGGGCGGCGGCGGAGGAGUCGCGGCGCCGGUGGUGUCCGGGCUCGCGCAGGGCAGCGGGGAGUACUUCACCAAGAUCGGGGUUGGGACGCCCGCCACCCCCGCGCUCAUGGUACUUGACACCGGCAGCGACAUCGUGUGGCUGCAGUGCGCGCCGUGCCGCCGCUGCUACGAGCAGUCGGGGCAGGUGUUCGACCCGCGGCGCUCGAGCUCGUACGGAGCUGUCGACUGCGCCGCGCCGCUCUGCCGCGGGCUCGACUUCGGCGGCUGCGACCUGCGCCGCAGGUCGUGCCUCUACCAGGUCGCCUACGGCGACGGCUCCGUCACGGCGGGCGACUUCGCCACCGAGACCCUCACCUUCGCCGGCGGCGCCCGCGUGGCGCGCGUAGCUAUCGGGUGCGGCCACGACAACGAGGGCUUGUUCGUCGCGGCGGCGGGGCUCCUGGGGCUCGGCCGCGGCAGCCUGUCGUUCCCCACCCAGAUCUCCCACCGCUACGGCCGGAGCUUCUCGUACUGCCUGGUGGACCGCACCUCCGCGUCGUCCAAACCCGGCUCCCGCUCCUCCACCGUUACCUUCGGCUCCGGCGCCGUGGGCCCCUCUGCUGCCGCGACGUCCUUCACCCCGAUGGUCAAGAACCCCCGCAUGGAGACGUUCUACUACGUGCAGCUCAUCGGCAUCAGCGUGGGCGGCGCGCGCGUGCCCGGCGUCGCAGAGUCCGACCUCCGCCUGGACCCGUCCACGGGCCGCGGCGGCGUCAUCGUGGACUCCGGCACCUCCGUGACCCGCCUCGCUCGCCCGGCCUACUCCGCGCUCCGCGACGCGUUCCGCGCCGCCACCGCCGGGCUCCGGCUCUCCCCGGGCGGGUUCUCGCUGUUCGACACGUGCUACGACCUCGGUGGGCGCAAGGUAGUGAAGGUGCCGACCGUGUCCAUGCACUUCGCGGGCGGCGCCGAGGCGGCCCUUCCCCCCGAGAACUACCUGAUCCCCGUGGACUCGACGGGCACCUUCUGCUUCGCGUUCGCGGGCACCGACGGCGGCGUGUCCAUCAUCGGCAACAUCCAGCAGCAGGGGUUCCGCGUGGUGUUCGACGGCGACGGCCAGCGCGUCGGGUUCGCACCCAAGGGGUGCUGAAGAAAAAGUUUAGCGCUUAAUCAAUUCAUCAUUAGCGUUGGGUGAGAGGGAGCCUCCUUGUUAGUCAUAAUCAAUGGAGGUGGUCAGGCCAGUGGACUUUGGAUGCUGUAAAGCACUGGGUAUCGCGCAGCCUCUCUCUCUCUCUCUCUGACAGUAGCUUUGAUGUGAGAGAGGAUAAGGCGGUUGGUCGAUGAAGGCUGUAAAAGUGUCUGGGUUAAAAAAUGAGACUGGUUCUCUGCUUUGUGUACUUUC